Molecule: messenger RNA, 1179 nt
Organism: Drechmeria coniospora
Lineage: Eukaryota; Fungi; Ascomycota; Sordariomycetes; Hypocreales; Ophiocordycipitaceae
Exons: 1
Coding region: 1-1179 (392 amino acids)
Source: RefSeq, a predicted model, not a curated record
AUGGGCGACCCCGAUGCCGAUACGCCCUCGCACGCGGGCGAGUCGACGGCGGCCAUCUCUCUCUACCCGACGGCGGCCCCCCCUGCCGACGGCAUGCGGUACAUGGACGACCCGACGCUGGCGCUGGACGGCAUCGACGACGACCUGCCGCCGCUCUACACCGACCACGAGGAGUUUGUCGAUGGCGAGUCGAGCCGCGGGCCCGUCGACCCGCUCAUGCCUCGCGGCGGCGCCGAGCUCGUGCGACCGUUUGGCCAGGACGCCGACGGCACGACAACCUACUACGUCGACGCCCGGCUCGACUCGGAUCCCAAGUUCCUCCUCGACCACAUCACGCGGCUCGCGGCCCUGCCGCCCCGGCCCUUUGUCCGCCUCCGCGGCACGCACAGGGAGCGGCGUCGCGAGCAGGGCAAGGACCGGCCGGCCAGCGCGCGCGUCGUCGACUUUGACGUCCGCGUCGAGCUCACGCACCUGCUCUACACCGACAUCGGCCGCCAGCAGUCGUGGCGGAGCCUCGUGACGGCGAGCAACUUUGAAAAGGUGCGCCGCGGCACCGUCCGAGCCCAGCGGGCGCCCGAGGAGGGCGUGCCCGGCGUCGAGCAGUGGUGCCACCGUUUCUGCGCGAGCGCCGCCGGCCUCCGGUGCUUCACGCUCGAGCGCCGCGUCGACGGCUGGGACUGGGACCUGCUGCGGCGCCGGCUCGAGGCGCUCGUGCGCGCCACCAACUACCGCGGGCGCUGCGAGGUGACGUUUCCCGUCGCCAACGCCCGCGUCGACGUCUACAACGCGUGCCUCGCCAACCGCUGGCGCCUGACGCGCUGGAUAUGCUUCCUCUUCUACGCGAGCCUGCUCUUCCUCUUCACCUGGCCCUGGCUCCACUUCGCCACGAAGCGGUGGGAGACGGUGACGGCGGCCUGGCCCAUGAGCCGGCCGACGGCGGUGCCGGGACGGAGGCGGUACGCCGCCGGCGUGAGCGAGGAGGCCUGGUACGGCAUGUGGGCCAAGGCCAUACAGCGCGCCAUGCUCGAGCGCCGGGACGCCGAGCUCGACCAGCGCGACCUCGAGGCGAGCCGGGGCCAGCCGGCGGGGGGGGACGGCGCCCUCGGCGACGUGCUGCGGGCCGGCGUCGAGGCCAUGGGCGUCGUCAACCGCUCCUUUGGCUGGGGAGGCGACCAGUGA